AUGGCUCAUGCGGAGGAUUCCGAGGAUGCUAGAAACCUUAGGCAGCCACUCGUCAAUGCCAAUCAUGGCUCCUCCAUGUUUGUUAUAUUGUGUGUCUUGGUCGUUUGUUUGGGUCCUAUUCAAUUUGGUUUCACGAUAGGGUAUUCUUCGCCUACACAAUCUGAUAUGAUUCGAGAUCUUGACCUCUCAAUUUCAAAGUUUUCACUUUUUGGAUCUUUAUGCAACGUUGGUGCAAUGAUAGGAGCAACGGCUAGUGGUCACAUAGCAGAAUACCUUGGCCGUAAAGGGGCUCUAAUAGUGGCAGCGGUCCCAAAUAUAAUUGGAUGGCUCACCAUUUCAGUAGCCAAUGACUCAUCUCUUCUAUUUAUAGGAAGAUUCUUGACAGGGUUUGGCGUCGGAAUAAUAUCUUAUGUGGUGCCCGUUUACAUAGCAGAAGUAUCACCUCGAGAUAUGAGAGGUAGUCUUGGAUCAGUGAACCAACUCACAAUCACCAUUGGAAUCAUGUUGGCUUAUUUGGCUGCACUUUUUGUUAAAUGGAGAAUGCUAGCAAUUUUAGGAGUUAUUCCUUGUGCAAUGUUAAUACCAGGACUAUUUUUCAUUCCAGAAUCCCCAAGAUGGUUGGCUGAAAUGGGGAUGAUAGGAAAAUUCGAAACUUCCUUACAAGCUUUACGAGGACCCAACACCGAUAUAACAUUGGAAGCCCAAGAAAUACAAGGUUCUUUGAUGUCAAACAACAAAUCAGAUACUAUACAAUUUGCAGAUUUGAAGAGGAGAAGAUAUUGGUUCCCUUUGGGGAUAGGAAUUGGAUUACUUGUCCUUCAACAACUUUCUGGUAUCAAUGGAGUUCUUUUCUAUUCUAGUGAGAUCUUUAAUAAGGCAGGAAUCUCUUCCAGUAAUGCAGCUACAUUUGGUCUUGGAGCUAUCCAGGUUUCAAUGACUGGAAUCACAGUGUGGUUGUUGGAUAGAAGUGGCCGCAAAUUACUUUUGAUAGUAUCAACCUCUAUAAUGACAAUUAGCCUACUCCUUAUUGCAACAACAUUUUAUUUAGAGGAAGUAGUAUCAUAUGAUUCAAAUCUUCAUACAACCUUGGAACUGCUAUCAAUUGCUAGUAUUGUGGCUAUGAUCAUCGGUUUCUCACUAGGCACUGGACCAAUUCCUUGGAUCAUAAUGUCUGAGAUACUACCAAGUAAUAUUAAAGGGCUUGCUGGAAGUGUAGCUACGUUUAUGAAUUGGUUCACUGCCUCACUAGUAACCUUGACUGCUAACAUGCUUCUAGAAUGGAGUAAUCCAGGAACAUUCACAAUUUAUGCAACCUUUUCUGCCAUCACCCUUGCUUUUGCAAUACUAUGGGUUCCUGAGACCAAGGGCAAAACAUUGGAAGAAAUUCAGGCAUCAUUUAAUAUAUAA
Molecule: messenger RNA, 1407 nt
Organism: Arachis stenosperma
Lineage: Eukaryota; Viridiplantae; Streptophyta; Magnoliopsida; Fabales; Fabaceae
Product: sugar transporter ERD6-like 6
Exons: 18
Coding region: 1-1407 (468 amino acids)
Biological process (GO): carbohydrate transport; transmembrane transport
Cellular component (GO): membrane
Molecular function (GO): sugar transmembrane transporter activity
Source: RefSeq, a predicted model, not a curated record